AUGUCCAACACUACUAUAGAUACAUCUAUAAACUCAAGCUACUCCUGCAACUCGAGCAGCUGCACACGAGACCAGGAUCUCCCCCAGGGAUCAUCAACCGUCUACGAUGACGUACUGGAGGGACUGGCGUAUGUUAACUACGUUCUACUGCCCACAAUGCUCGUGCUAGGGAUCGGGGGAAAUAUCCUCACAAUCCUUGUUAUGACGUCACCUAAAUUCCAGCAGCUGACCUCCAGAUACUAUCUGAUUUUCCUCGCUCUGUCAGACAUUACGCUUCUUCUGACUCAGCCUUUCAAUAAGAUGUUUGUCAUCAAAAUGUUGGGUGUUGAUGUUAGGGCCUUAUCCGAUGUCGGCUGCAAAGUUUUUUUCUGGUUUUUUCGUACUGGAAAAAUGACUUCGUCGUGGUUUGUCGUCUGUCUUUGCGUUGAAAGAUUCAUUGCAGUAUGGUUUCCAUUGAAAGCAAAGAUAAUUUCUACAAGGAAAUCGGCAGUUUUACAGAUAAUAUGCGUGUAUUUAAUAAUCGGGUCAUUCAAUGGGGUUUGGACAAGAAAUUCCGAAGUCCUUGAGGAUGGAAAAUGUUAUCCCGACUAUUUUGACAAAAAAGACCGUUCUGAAGCCGAGACCUACAAGGCCAUGCUGACUGCUGGCUCCACUUUGUACUCCCUAGCUCCUCUUUGUAUCUUGGCCACAGUCACCCCUCUAAUCGUGUUCAAACUAGCCAGGCACAGACAACAGCGUAAACGCCUUACUUCCGCAACUACGAACGACAACUCCCAGGCAACCAAAACCACCGCCAUGUUGAUCGGUAUCGUAGUGGCCUACUUCCUUCUAGUCCUUCCUAUAACUACACUCCAUAACAUAGCUUUCUACAUGGGAAUGAAAAGUUUUGGUGACAAUCCCAAAGGUUUCUUGAUUUUCCGUGAUGUAUCCCAGAUAUUAGAACAGAUUAAUUACGGCAUUAACUUUUACCUUUACGUCCUGACGUCAACACAAUUUCGACAGCAGCUAAAGCUGUACUUUACAGAUAACAGACUAAUUAAAAUGUUACGUAACGUCACAUUGUCCACGGAAGGUAAAACCAACUCCACAAAGCUCUCUAAGAAAUCGCCUGAUGACCCGGAAGUAGACGAGAAAGCCUAA
Molecule: messenger RNA, 1140 nt
Organism: Saccostrea echinata
Lineage: Eukaryota; Metazoa; Mollusca; Bivalvia; Ostreida; Ostreidae
Product: C-C chemokine receptor type 5-like
Exons: 1
Coding region: 1-1140 (379 amino acids)
Biological process (GO): G protein-coupled receptor signaling pathway
Cellular component (GO): plasma membrane
Molecular function (GO): G protein-coupled receptor activity
Source: RefSeq, a predicted model, not a curated record